AUCUUCAACUCCAUAUCUCAGCAUCACGAUAUCACUCUUGCAAGAAAUGCGCACUUUGUCAUUUUGCUCACAUCGUUGUGUUCAUAUUCAACAACGACUCUGUAAAAAAUUGGAGUGAUUCUUUCUCCAGAACUUUCUGGGCUUUUCUGAUCGUCUAAAUUUGUACAGCAAGAAUUUGUUCUUGAACUUUUUGAUUGUGUUUGGUGCGAAAUUUCUUGCUCUUGCUCAAUGGCUGCUUCUUCUUGUCAAAACCCUUUUAGGAUUAGUGCUAAUCUUGUUGGGAGUUCAAGAUUUUUGCUUCCGAAAGUAGAAUUAUCAGUAGUUAAUUUCCCUCCAAAUGUAGAAUUUUCAAGACUCGGUUUUUACCGAAGUUUGACGUGUAAGGAGUAUGGCGGUCAUGUACAUUGCUCAUCGAACACUGAUGGUGCCGUGAACGAGGAGGCCCUAACACCGAUUCUUGAUAUGGUUGACAAUCCCAUGAAUUUGAAAAAUUUAAGUUUGAAGGAGCUGAAGCAGCUGGCUGAUGAUAUUCGAACAGAAUUAUCCAUCAUGUCAAAAACUAACAAAUCUUUUCGACCGAGCCUAUCCGUGGUAGAACUAGCAGUUGCUAUUCAUCACGUUUUUCAUGCCCCAGUGGACAAGAUACUCUGGGAUAUGGAAGACCAAACAUAUCCUCACAAGCUUCUCACAGGGAGAAGGGCUUGCCUGAAUAAAUCAGGGCAGGUUGACGAUCUUUCCAGCUAUGCAUGUCGUAAUGAGUAUGACCCGUUUGGAGCUGGGCAUGGAUGUAGCAGCAUAUCUUCUGGACUUGGAAUGGCUGUUGCACGAGAUAUUAAGGGAAAAAGAGAUCGUAUAGUUUCAGUAAUCAGCAAUGAAACGACCAUGGCCGGCCAGGUGUAUGAGGCUAUGAGCAAUGCAGGUUAUUUGGAUUCAAAUAUGGUAGUGAUAUUAAACGACCGUCAUCACUCAUCAAAUCCUAAGCUCGAUCAAGCCCCAAAGGCAUCGAUCAAUGCUGUAUCUAGUACUCUUAGCAAGCUGCAAUCUAGUCAGUUUUUCCGCAAAUUUAGAGAAGUUGCCAAGGUUCUUACUAAGAGAAUUGGCCGUGGGAUGCACGAAUGGGCUGCCAAAAUCGAUGAGUAUGCACGAGGGAUGGUGGGUCCUCCGGGAUCAACUCUAUUUGAGGAGCUCGGGUUGUAUUAUAUUGGCCCUGUUGAUGGGCAUAACAUUGAAGACCUACUUUGUGUUUUGCACGAAGUGGCUUCAUUGGAUUCGAUGGGACCGGUUCUUGUUCAUGUCGUAACGAAGGAGGAGUAUGCAGUAGAAGAUAACCAGAUGGGUAAAGUAUCGGAAGAAUGUGUCGAAGGUCCCUUUACCAUUGAAGCAGCGCCCUUCAGGUCUCGACCUCAAACAUAUAGCGACCACUUUGCAAAGGCUUUGAUCACAGAGGCGGAGAUAGACGAAGAUAUUGUGGUGGUCCAUGCAGGGAUGGGAAUGGAGACAUCAUUUCGAGCAUUAAAAGAUAAAUUGCGUGACAGAUUUUUCGACGUUGGUAUGGCCGAGCAGCAUGCAGUAACUUUCUCUGCUGGGCUUGCUUGUGGAGGAUUGAAGCCUUUCUGUAUAAUUCCUGCGUCGUUCCUGCAGAGAGCAUACGAUCAGGUAGUUCACGACGUAGACAGGCAGAAGAUUCCUGUGCGUUUUGUUCUCACAAGUGCCGGACUAGUCGGGUCCGAUGGUGCCACGCAUUCAGGAGCCUUUGACAUAACAUUCAUGUCGUGCCUGCCUAACAUGAUCGUGAUGGCACCAUCUGACGAGAUUGAGCUUGCUCGUAUGGUGAGCACUGCUGCGGACAUUGAGGACCGACCAGUUUGCUUUCGCUAUCCUAGAGGUGCCAUUGCUAGUAUGGACCCUAACUUGCAUCUUCGUGAACCGAUUGAGGUUGGUAGAGGAAGGUUACUCGUAGAGGGUAAAGAUAUCGCUCUGCUCGGCUUUGGUUCCAUGGUACAAAAUUGUCUUCGGGCGCAUGCCAUUCUCUCGAAUAUGGGUAUAGAUGUCACCGUUGCUGACGCGAGAUUUUGCAAGCCGCUCGACAUAAAGCUGGUGAGGAUGCUAUGCAAGAACCACAAGUUCCUCAUCACAGUCGAGGAAGGUUCUAUCGGAGGUUUUGGAGCACACGUCGCUCAGUUCAUUUCUCUCGACGGCCUUCUCGAUGCUGGAAUUAAGUGGCGCCCCAUCACGCUGCCCGACAACUACAUCGAGGGGGCACAGCCUAACGAUCAGCUUGCGGCUGCAGGGCUGACCGGAAACCACAUUGCUGCGACGGCGUUGAAUCUCCUCGGCCGCACCCGCGACGCUCUUCUCUUGAUGUGCUAGUGUAUGCUACCCGCCACAAGUAAAUGUAAAAUACAUUAGGGUUAACAUCAACAAUGUAUAGAGUCUUUGUGCAUAUGUAACAAAAAGUGCGACUCUAUUUUUGGUUGGGAAGGUUUUUUUUUUUUUUUGGAAAAAAAAGGAAUUUAAAGAAAGAAAGACACUCAUACUCUAGUCUUUUAAAUUAAAUUUUGUGAAACUUAUUCUUACAUUUUUAUUUUUAUUUUUUUUGUGGAA
This is a messenger RNA of Salvia miltiorrhiza (redroot sage), 2604 nucleotides long. RefSeq names its product probable 1-deoxy-D-xylulose-5-phosphate synthase, chloroplastic. The record is from RefSeq and is a predicted model, not a curated record. Gene Ontology annotation, molecular function: 1-deoxy-D-xylulose-5-phosphate synthase activity. The coding region runs from base 229 to 2370 and encodes 713 amino acids. NCBI's taxonomy places the organism in Eukaryota, Viridiplantae, Streptophyta, Magnoliopsida, Lamiales, Lamiaceae. The transcript is spliced from 10 exons. Gene Ontology annotation, biological process: terpenoid biosynthetic process.